Eimeria mitis is the source of this 357-nucleotide messenger RNA. RefSeq lists its product as uncharacterized. Bases 1 to 357 code for a protein of 118 amino acids. The record is from RefSeq and is a predicted model, not a curated record. The transcript has 2 exons. NCBI's taxonomy places the organism in Eukaryota, Apicomplexa, Conoidasida, Eucoccidiorida, Eimeriidae.
AUGGUGUCUCCCUUUGUCUCCUUUGUCUCUUAUUGUCUCCUUUUGCUGCUUCUCGUUUUGUCUCCUUUCUUGCAGGCAGCAGAGGGCGGCGCCGAUCCUGCUGACGAUCCCUUCGCGCUGCUGCUCUCCCCUUCCCCACAGCAGCAGCAGCAGCAGCAGCAGCAGCAGCAGCUGCAGCAGCUGCAGCAGCACGUCAAGAGUGCGCCUUCAGCUGCAAGCGGAGAUAGCAUGGAUCUUCAGGGGCUCUUUGAAGCCCCAACUGGCGACGCUGGUGUGGGUUCUUUGCGCCUCGACUCUGCCGGGAACCUGGUGGUAGCAGAUGGGCCCAAAGAGGCAUUUUGCUGCAGGCACGUCUAG